Lepisosteus oculatus (spotted gar) is the source of this 2042-nucleotide messenger RNA. It is a transcript of the gene pgm1, whose product is annotated as phosphoglucomutase 1. Gene Ontology annotation, biological process: carbohydrate metabolic process. The record is from RefSeq and is a predicted model, not a curated record. Gene Ontology annotation, molecular function: phosphoglucomutase activity; magnesium ion binding. NCBI's taxonomy places the organism in Eukaryota, Metazoa, Chordata, Actinopteri, Semionotiformes, Lepisosteidae. Gene Ontology annotation, cellular component: cytosol.
ACAUUUUGGAAAAAAGCAGGUAUCAUAAGACCCUUUAAGUUAAAACGUAUCAAGAAAUAAUUGUAGUCCUCUGUCGCUUUAAAUCCUCUUGUGGGUGUGACCGGCCGAGAAGAAACUAGCUAGUGUGUACGUGGGGCAGUUCGCAUCACUCUAUACACGGAACACACAGACAACCUUUGGGGGGUGAAAAUGACGAAAAUAACGACUGUCAAAACCAAGCCUUACACCGAUCAAAAGCCCGGAACCAGCGGGCUCAGAAAAAGAGUAACCGUAUUUCAAAAAAAUGAGAAUUACGCUGAAAAUUUCAUCCAGAGUAUUAUUUCAACCAUUGACCCCGCUGAACGACAGGAAGGCACGUUAGUGGUGGGAGGAGAUGGGCGAUUCUACAUGAAAGAAGCUAUCCAGCUCAUCAUCCAAAUUGCUGCAGCAAACGGGAUUGGUCGUUUGGUAAUUGGACAAAAUGGGAUCCUUUCCACCCCAGCAGUGUCCUGUAUUAUUAGGAAAAUCAAAGCCAUUGGAGGCAUUAUUCUGACAGCCAGCCACAACCCAGGUGGACCCAAUGGAGACUUUGGUAUUAAAUUCAACAUUUCCAAUGGAGGCCCAGCUCCAGAAGCUGUCACGGACAAAAUCUUCCAGAUUAGUAAAACUAUUGAAGAGUAUGCCAUCUGCCCUGACCUGAAGGUUGAUCUAACCACCAUUGGGAAGCAGCAGUUUGACCUCGAAAACAAGUUCAAACCCUUUACAGUGGAAAUCAUUGACUCUGUCGAAUCCUAUGCUAACAUGCUGAGGAACAUUUUCGACUUUGCAGCUCUGAAAGAGCUACUUUCGGGUCAGAAUCAGCUCAAGAUCCGGAUAGAUGCCAUGCAUGGAGUUGUGGGACCGUAUGUGAAGAAAAUCCUUUGUGAGGAGCUGGGUUCUCCGGCCAACUCGGCUGUCAACUGUGUCCCCCUGGAGGACUUCGGUGGCCACCACCCUGACCCCAAUCUGACCUAUGCAGCUGACCUUGUAGAGACCAUGAAGGGGGGCGAAUAUGACUUUGGUGCUGCUUUUGAUGGAGAUGGUGAUCGUAAUAUGGUUCUUGGGAAGCACGGCUUUUUUGUGAAUCCCUCCGAUUCUGUGGCUGUGAUUGCUGCCAAUAUUUUCAGUAUUCCUUACUUCCAGCACACUGGAGUGAGGGGCUUCGCCCGGAGUAUGCCAACCAGUGGAGCCCUGGACAACGUCGCAAAAGCUACCAAAAUCACGCUAUACGAGACUCCCACUGGUUGGAAGUUUUUUGGAAACUUGAUGGAUGCGAACAAGUUGUCUCUCUGUGGAGAGGAGAGUUUUGGAACUGGCUCUGACCAUAUCCGAGAGAAGGAUGGGCUGUGGGCAGUGCUCGCUUGGCUGUCCAUCAUUGCCGCACGAAAGCAGAGCGUGGAGGACAUCCUGAAGGAGCACUGGCAGAAAUACGGGAGGAAUUUCUUCACCAGAUAUGACUAUGAGGAAGUAGACUCUGACAGUGCCAGUAAGAUGAUGAAGGACCUGGAGGCCAUGAUGCUCGACCGGGCCUUCAUUGGUCAGAAGUUCUCUGUGGGAGACAAGACCUACACCGUGGAGAGAGCGGAUAACUUUGAGUACAGUGACUCUGUGGAUGGAAGCAUCUCUAGAAACCAGGGUCUGAGAAUCAUUUUCUCAGAUGGCUCUCGGGUCAUUUUCCGCCUCAGUGGAACAGGCAGUGCUGGGGCUACCGUCAGGCUCUACAUUGACAGCUAUGAGAAGGACCCCCAGAAGAUAUACCAGGACCCACAGGUCAUGCUGGCUCCCUUGGUAACCAUAGCACUCAAGAUUUCUCAGCUUCAUGAGAAGACUGGACGUACAGGCCCCACUGUCAUCACAUGAGCCGUUCCAAGAUGGAGGACAUAUAGCCUUGCAAAGAUAAGAAAGUGCUAGAAAAAGAUUGUCUCUUUACCUAGAGUCUAGUCUUCCAAAUAUGCAGGAUUCAUGGCCGAUGGAAAAAUAGAAAAAAAAUUAAUAAAAAUGAAUAAAAUUCAACUCAAAAUGUA